AUGCUCACAAACUCCACCCCAACCCACGGCUUAACCCCAAAUCAACUCUCACCCUCUCCCUCUCCCUCUCCCUCUCCCUCUCCCUCUCCCUCUCCAUCCAUAUCCGCUUCCGUAUCCGCCUCCGCACCAGCAUCCACGUCUCCAGCAACAGCACCGGGCCCCUUCAAAUUUCCCCCAACCUAUUCCUUCCCGCCAUUCUUCACCCUUCAACCAAACACCACAACCCGCCUCUCACAAUUCCAAAAAUGGUCAGCGCUAAUCCAAGCCUGGUGCCGCCAUCACCGCGUCUACCGUCUCUCUCUCAUUGAUGCCAUUGACUCUCCACUUUUCUACAACGAAAAGCUGCGCAAGCGGCUCAGUCUGGCAGAUGCAAGGACAAUUGUUGAUUGGAUGGUUCGUGGGGAGGGAGACGGGCGUAGGGCAGAGUGGGUCGGCGGAGACUUAGGGGGGAAGGGGGUAGCGUGGAUUUGGUGGAGGACGCCGGAAGAGUGGGCUGGGGUUUUGGCUGAUUGGGUUGAGGACACCGGGCAGAAAAAUACCGUCCUUACGCUAUAUGAGUUGGUGGAGGGCGAAGCCACCAUUUCACAAGAAUUCCACGGCAUGGAUACCGACGUUUUAUUAAAGUCUUUGAAUAUCUUGGUCAAGAGGGGUAAAGCCCAAGUAUUUGGCAGCGAAGAUCAACAAGGCGUUAAGUUCUUCUAA
This is a messenger RNA of Paracoccidioides lutzii Pb01, 702 nucleotides long. Its product is annotated as vacuolar protein-sorting-associated protein. Gene Ontology annotation, cellular component: ESCRT II complex. Bases 1 to 702 code for a protein of 233 amino acids. The record is from RefSeq and is a predicted model, not a curated record. Gene Ontology annotation, molecular function: structural molecule activity; protein homodimerization activity. The transcript has 3 exons. Gene Ontology annotation, biological process: protein transport to vacuole involved in ubiquitin-dependent protein catabolic process via the multivesicular body sorting pathway.